AACCAAUAUUUUUUAGUGAAGUCGAUCGGGUUGGAUUCAUUUUCACCUAGGUGAGUAGUGCGGGAAAGAGAGAGAGACGCAGAAGAACACUGUCAGUUUGAUUUGGUUGGUGUGGGCAUGGACGAAGAUCAAAUAGAAGGUUGUGUGAGUGGGUACCUCAAGCAGAAAGGGUUUGCGCAAAACGAUGACAAACUUCAACUUUCCAACACCGAUUCCUCUCUUCAACCCAACACUCUCAAUCGCGCUCAAUUGGAGAGAGGUUCUGCUAGAUACCAUGAUGGAUAUGGCAGACUAAGAUCAUGGGCAUACAGGUCACUUGAAUCAUACAAGCAUGAAUUACUGCGUGUGCUUUAUCCAGUAUUUAUCCAUUGCUUCAUGGAUCUUGUGGCAAAAGGACAUCUUCAGGAAGCUUGGAACUUUUUCAAUACCUUUCGUGAGGACCAUGAAAUGUUGCACUCACGAGACCUUCAGAAAUUGGAACUAGUUCUUUCUCCUACUCAUUUGGAGGAAAUGGAAUUCGCACAUUCCCUUAGGCAGAGUAAGUUCAACAUAAAGAUAUGUCGGUAUUCUUAUGAGCUUCUAUUGCAACACCUACAUAGUAUGCAAUCCACCACAAUAAUUGGUAUUAUCAAUGAGCAUAUUAACUUCCAAGUUACAGCUGGGCAACCGAGCUCAAUUUCUGAUGAUCCAGAAGCUGUUACCCUCAGUGGAAGCAUCCAGGAUGCAGUAAACCAGAUAAAUCAGAAAGAAAUCCUUUGGGGGAUGUUUGAAGAUUCUGUGGAAGACCACAUAGAUAAGGCUGGGGCCUUGCUUUCAGGCACAGAAAAGGGUGAAGGCGAAGGUAAAGAGGGAGACAAUGAUGAGAGUAAGAAAAGGUCAAUUGAUGUAGGAAAGCAAGGUAAUUCAGUAAAAAAGGUAAAAAAGGACAAGGUCAGCAGUGCAACAGGGAAAAAUGCUAAACCAGAAGCUAGCACUAUAUCUGCAGCACCUCGCAUUAAACCAGAGCUACCCUUGCCCACAGUUUCAACUGAUGUAGAACUGUCAAUCCUAGAGGAUUUAAGGAAUCGUGUACAAUUGAAUAGUGUUGCUCUCCCUUCAGUUAACUUCUACACAUUUGUAAAUACACAUAAUGGUUUAAGCUGUUCAUCAAUAUCCCACGAUGGAUCAUUGCUUGUUGGAGGAUUUUCUGACUCUUCACUAAAGGUUCUUUCUCUUCACCCUCCUCCUCUUUCCACCCUUCCGAAAGAACACCCUUUUUCCCUUUACAGCUUUAUCUUGGGGUUAUUUUUGACUCGUGUCUGCAGGUCUGGGAUAUGGCAAAACUUGAGCAACAAUCCACUGCUCAUUUUUCGCAGGGAGGGAAUGACAUGUCACAAAAUGAACAAGUUAUUGGGCAAAAUAGUGGGAGAAGACAGUACACAUUGUUUCAAGGUCACUCAGGUCCAGUCUAUGCAGCCACUUUUAGUGCUGCCGGGGAUUUUCUUCUUUCCUCUUCAGCGGACAAAACAGUUCGAUUAUGGAGUACAAAGCUUAAUGCCAAUCUUGUUUGUUACAAGGGUCACAAUUACCCUAUCUGGGAUGUUCAGUCCUGCAGGGCAUUAUUUUGCCAGCUGUUCACAUGACAGAACUGCCAGGAUUUGGUCUAUGGACAGAAUAAAACCUUUAAGAAUAAUGGCAGGACAUUUGUCAGAUGUUGAUUGUGUGCAGUGGCAUCCCAACUGCAACUACAUUGCUACUGGCUCCAGUGAUAAAACAGUUCGACUGUGGGAUGUGCAGAGUGGGGAAUGUGUGCGGGUUUUCAUUGGUCAUAGAAGUAUGAUUUUGUCUUUGGCAAUGUCCCCUGAUGGUCGCUACAUGGCAUCUGGUGAUGAAGAUGGCACAAUCAUGAUGUGGGACCUCUCUAGCGGCUGUUGUGUCACACCUCUAGUCAGUCACACCUCAUGUGUCUGGUCACUCGCUUUCAGUUGUGAAGGUUCUCUUCUAGCAUCUGGAUCUGCUGAUUGCACCGUCAAAUUUUGGGAUGUAACUACUGGUAUAAAGGUUCCAAGGAAUGAAGAAAAUAGAAGUGGGAAUGCUAACAGACUCAGAUCAUUAAAAAGCCUGCCAACCAAAUCUGCUUCAGUUUACUCUCUCCAGUUUUCUCGCAGGAAUCUUCUUUUUGCAGCUGGUGCUCUUGCAAAAAGUGGUUGUUAGUAUGUCAACAAAUUUUGAAAUGGCAGUUCUGACUUAACUCCAAAAAAACCUAAUGUUGUGUUGUACAAUAUUUUUUAUUUGUAAAUUUAUUAGUAAAUUGAACUGAAAUUAUUCCCUCGGCAGGUUCUGAUAAUCCAGGCUAUUUUGAUAAUUCCCCACCCAUAAAUGUAUGAUAUAUAUUGUAAAAUUAUUAAGAGAUAGGAUGAAUUACUCUUAAUUCUCAAUUUGCUGCUUUACAUUCUCAUAUGUAACCUUGUUUAAUA
Molecule: messenger RNA, 2456 nt
Organism: Vigna unguiculata (cowpea)
Lineage: Eukaryota; Viridiplantae; Streptophyta; Magnoliopsida; Fabales; Fabaceae
Product: transcription initiation factor TFIID subunit 5-like
Biological process (GO): transcription initiation at RNA polymerase II promoter
Cellular component (GO): transcription factor TFIID complex
Molecular function (GO): RNA polymerase II general transcription initiation factor activity; protein binding
Source: RefSeq, a predicted model, not a curated record